Messenger RNA from Hevea brasiliensis (rubber tree), 1343 nucleotides. Its product is annotated as ATP-dependent Clp protease proteolytic subunit-related protein 4, chloroplastic. Bases 77 to 1003 code for a protein of 308 amino acids. Gene Ontology annotation, molecular function: ATP-dependent peptidase activity; serine-type endopeptidase activity; ATPase binding. The record is from RefSeq and is a predicted model, not a curated record. Gene Ontology annotation, biological process: protein quality control for misfolded or incompletely synthesized proteins. Gene Ontology annotation, cellular component: endopeptidase Clp complex. NCBI's taxonomy places the organism in Eukaryota, Viridiplantae, Streptophyta, Magnoliopsida, Malpighiales, Euphorbiaceae. The transcript has 8 exons.
CAAUCAGUUCUGUUUCUUUCGGCAUUUUCAUUUCAAUCUCUUCUACUCUUUCUCUCAGCAUUCAGCAACGCUGUCAAUGGAAGUAGCAACUGCAACAGCAUCGAGCCUCGCGCUCCACACGCGCAUCUUAACGUUUCCCCAGGCUUCUUCACGAACCUCAAGCUCCAACGGAACCCUGUCUUUCGCUUCCUCAUCUUCUUCUCUCAGGACUUCUCUCUCAACAAGCUUUUUAUCCUCCUUCGCUGGCGGCGGAAGUGUUAUUGGCGAUUUCUCUGGCAUCAAAAUCCGACCUGAAUGUCUCAGUCCGGCAUCAAUUUCGAGUUCGAAAGGUAAAAGAAGCGUGGUCACUAUGGUUAUUCCUUAUACUAGGGGAAGUGCAUGGGAGCAACCUCCUCCUGACUUAGCAUCUUACUUGUUUAAGAAUCGGAUUGUUUACUUGGGCAUGUCUCUUGUUCCUUCUGUCACAGAGUUAAUACUUGCAGAAUUUCUUUACCUUCAGUAUGAGGAUGAAGAGAAACCUAUUUACCUUUAUAUAAACUCCACUGGUACAACUAAGGGUGGUGAAAAGCUGGGUUAUGAGACAGAGGCUUUUGCAAUCUAUGAUGUUAUGGGGUAUGUUAAGCCACCUAUAUUUACUCUCUGUGUUGGUAAUGCUUGGGGAGAAGCAGCUCUGCUUCUGGCUGCGGGGUCAAAGGGAAAUCGUUCUGCUCUACCUUCAUCAACUAUCAUGAUAAAGCAGCCAAUUGGGAGAUUUCAAGGUCAAGCAACAGAUGUCGACCUCGCAAGAAAAGAAGUGAAGAAUGUGAAAGCAGAAUUGGUCAAUCUCUUGGCAAAACAUAUUGGAAAAUCACCUGAGCAGAUUGAAGCAGACAUUAGUCGCCCAAAAUAUUUUAAUCCCGCUGAGGCAGUUGAAUAUGGCAUCAUAGACAAGGUACUAUAUAAUGAAAGGAGCACUGAAGACCGUGGUGUUGUUUCUGACCUUAAAAAGGCACAGCUUAUAUGAUUGAGAGAAAUUUCAAUUGGUGAUUUUUGGCAGUAAUCCGCUUAAGGGUGGGGAUGCCGCAUGGUAGCAGUGCUUUUUUAAUAUCAAACGUACGCGUCUAUGGUCCCAGAUAUCAACAGCACCUCCUCCAUUUUGUAUCCAGUGUUUGGGGCACCGUGUUAAGCGAUAUCACAUUACACAAGCCAUAAUGGUAGCUAGUGGCAGUUACUAUCUCAGAUUUGGAACAGUCUCUCUCUCUCUCUCUCUCUCUCUCUCUGUCAAAUUAUCAUUGGAUUCAUUGCAAAUCAAUAAGCAUUAUUAAGUAUUUCAAACUGUAAUUUUGUAUUUUUGUUAUUGCUUU